This is a messenger RNA of Sander lucioperca (pikeperch), 1686 nucleotides long. RefSeq names its product GTPase IMAP family member 7-like. NCBI's taxonomy places the organism in Eukaryota, Metazoa, Chordata, Actinopteri, Perciformes, Percidae. Gene Ontology annotation, molecular function: GTP binding. The record is from RefSeq and is a predicted model, not a curated record. The transcript has 5 exons. The coding region runs from base 208 to 1320 and encodes 370 amino acids.
GAAAUGAAGCCAUCUUCUCCCAGCAGCGUUGUCUCAACAAAGAUGAAUAUAAAGGCUUAAAGAUGGUUGCUCAUUUAUAUGAUAGCUACACAGCUGCCACGCCCCAUUAUGUUUGUGUAACAGCUCCAUAUAAAACAGGCAGAGACCAGCACAUUCUGCAGACACCACACAGCUUGUCAGUCUUUUGCUGCACUGGAUCUGAGGAUCAUGUCUCACUGUAAGAGGAUUUCAGUCGUUGUCCUGGGAAGUGAAGAUCAUUUGAAGAAAGCCCUAAUAACCGUCAUCGUAGGGAAAGAGUUACCUCUGCUGCCCAAAACCAAUGUUCUGAAAAAAACUGACAUAUAUGAAAAUGAUAUAUAUGAGGUCAAAUGUCCAUCAGACACAGCAUGUGAUGACUUAAAAAAAGUAUUUGCUGCUAAUCACGACCCAGACAUGUCUUUGUUGGUGGUAAAAGAAGGGUUUUCACCAGACAAGGUGUGGCAGCAGGUAGAAAAUCUGCACAGAAUAACUGGAAAACCCACAGAGAAGUUCAUAGUUGUGCUGCCCUUCGGCUGUAAGGAGUCUGAUCGUUACCCAUUCAAAUGCUACACCAUGGAUCACCUUUUCAGUGAACUGACCCACCUGGCUCAAGACAGACAUCUGAUGCCCACCAAUGUGAGGAAAAGGAUUACUGACCAACAUGCAUCAUCUACACCAACAUCACCCUCCCCAAUGAUGGAAGGUUUCACUGACUCCAGGAAGAGGUUAAAAAGAAAUCCCUCUGGCACCGAAGUGAACCUUGUUCUGCUGGGAAUGACCGGGACUGGAAAGAGUGCAAGUGGAAACACAAUCCUUGGAGAGAAACGGUUCACAUCAAAAGCCAGUUCAAAACCAGUCACCACAGAGUGCCAGCAGGCAGAAACUGUGAUAAACGGUAGACGUGUACGCAUCAUUGAUACCUCAGACAUCUUUUACGAUGAGAGGAAAUCAUCAAGUGGGGAACAUGUGAGAAAGGUCAAAGAGCUCUGUCAGUCAGGGCCUUGUGUGUACUUACUUGUGAUUCAUGUUAGCAGAUUUACAGACGGAGAGAGAGACAUACUGGAAAAGUUGGGAAAAGUUUUUGGCAGCAAAGUUAGAGAACAAACAGUCAUCCUGUUUACUCGUGGAAAAGAUCUGGAGCAAGGAGGAAUGAGCUUUGAGGAUUUUUUGCAUCGCUGCCAGCCUGAUCUCAAGAAAAUAGUUGAGAAGUGUGGUGGAAGGUGUGUUCUUUUUGAGAACAGUGAUUCAGGUCCAGAUCAAGUGGAAAAGCUGAUGGAGAUAGUGGACAGGAUGUUAAAAUAACAGCAGAAAGAAAGAAGAAUGUGAACGUAUCAGGUCAGGUGAAUGAAGAGCCAGGAUGGAAUUGUUCUUCCUUCUAGAUAGACAUAGACUACAUGGGAAAUAAUUCAAUACCUUGAAGGGGUUGAUUACACUUUACAAAUUACAUUUUGAUUUUCUUUUUACUUUUUAAUUAGCAGCAUUUAAUCAGAUAUUUAUAUUUUGUUCAUAUAUGUUUGUCUGAAAUAAGUUAAAGGAUUUUGUUAAAUAAACCAAACGUAUUUCUUUACUCUGUAUAAGAGCUCCAUCUUUCUCACGUUGUUAACCUUUGUAAACUGUGAUGACAUUAACAAUACAUUUAACAAUAAAUAAAGGUGUGUUGUAAACUCA